AAAACGGGUAUUCUGAUGAUGAACAUGGGUGGGCCGAAGAAUGCACACGAAGUUCAGGAUUUUUUGCAGAGGCUGUUUUCUGAUAGAGAUCUUAUGCAGUUACCUUUUCAAAAAUACCUUGGUUCAUGGAUAGCCAAAAGAAGAACACCAAAGGUCAUCGAGCAGUACAAUGAGAUAGGAGGGGGAUCUCCCAUUCAUUGGUGGACUCAUGUCCAGGGACAGGGCAUGGUUGACAUUCUUGACUCCAUCAGUCCAGCAACUGCUCCUCACAAAUUUUAUAUUGGUUUCCGAUAUGUGAACCCUUUGACUGAAGAUGCUCUUGAGAAAAUGGAGAAUGAUGGUAUCGAGAGGGCUGUUGCAUUCUCCCAAUACCCUCAGUACAGCUGUUCGACGACAGGCAGCAGUCUCAAUGCCAUCUACAGGUACUACCAAAAUAAUAGGAAUCCUACCAAAAUUAUUUGGUCAACUAUCGACAGGUGGCCAACACAUCAUUCCAUUGUUCACUCCUUUGCGGAAAGCAUAGAAGAAGAGUUACUGAAGUUUCCAGCUGACGUUCAGAAUGAUGUCCUCAUACUCUUUUCCGCUCAUUCACUUCCCAUGAAGAGCGUGAACAGAGGGGAUCACUACCCACAAGAAGUUGCAGCUACUGUUCAGAGUGUUAUGGAUAGGUUGGGUCACUCACACCCAUACUUGCUCUCCUGGCAAUCAAAAGUUGGUCCAUUGCCGUGGUUGGGUCCCCAGACAAAAGAUGUCAUCAAAUCGUUUGAAACCAGCAGUCACAAGGGACUCCUUCUUGUACCGAUUGCAUUCACCUCUGACCACAUCGAAACUCUUUAUGAACUCGAUCUCGAAUAUUCGAAAAUUGUUCCGAAAAUUAGCAGCAAGAUUGUGAGGCGGGCCGCAUCACUCAACGACAGGCCAACCUUCAUAAAAGGCAUAGCUGAACUAGUGAAGAAUCAUUUGGAAGGUGGUUUGACGUGUAGCAGGAAGUUGAGUGUUUGUUGCACCUCUUGUCCUACUGAUACAUGCAAAAAGACCAGACAGUUCUUCAAGGAAUCUCAAAAGAUCAUCGACACUUUCAAUGAGAAAAUUAGACAAAGUGAAAUUUAA
Molecule: messenger RNA, 1110 nt
Organism: Helobdella robusta
Lineage: Eukaryota; Metazoa; Annelida; Clitellata; Rhynchobdellida; Glossiphoniidae
Exons: 9
Biological process (GO): heme biosynthetic process
Molecular function (GO): protoporphyrin ferrochelatase activity
Source: RefSeq, a predicted model, not a curated record